ACUCAGUUGGUUUUAAAUUUUUUAUCGGGAAUGUUCACAUUUUUGUAGUUAUAGAUAGAAAUGUUUAAGUCAUUUGUCUUUAAAUAAGUAAAGAAAAUUGAAACUACGGCAAGUGAGAAGAAAUUUGCUUGUGAACGGAAGAAAAAAAAACAAGUCACGCGAAAAAAUAAUAGGUCCGGGGCAGAGGUUGAAUUAAAAGAAUAACCCAAUCAGUUGGAAUGCACUGAACGGAAAAUCCGGAUUACCAGUGAUAAUAAGAAGCUGUGAAAAUUUAAAAAACGCAUUUAGCUAAUUAACAAAUUUUUUUAUUGAGGGGUCAACUAUCGAUUUUUGCAUCAUAGUUUGAGUGCUGCAGCAGAACCUUGAAGUUAGACCGUCUCGGACUCUCGGGCGAAUCUUCGAUCAUAGUGUGUUUAUUAUUUCCUAUACUCGACCCAGCAGCAGGCGUCAGCGCUAACUAACCAGAAGUAGCAACAUGUCUACCGUCGACAAGGAGGAGCUGGUCCAGAAGGCCAAACUGGCCGAACAGUCGGAACGAUAUGACGAUAUGGCACAAGCGAUGAAAUCAGUGACAGAAACCGGAGUAGAACUAUCAAACGAAGAACGAAACCUGCUAUCUGUCGCUUACAAGAAUGUCGUCGGUGCGCGAAGAUCGUCAUGGCGAGUAAUAUCGUCUAUCGAGCAAAAAACCGAAUCCUCUGCCCGCAAACAGCAACUGGCCCGGGAGUACAGAGAACGGGUCGAAAAAGAACUGAGGGAAAUCUGCUACGAAGUAUUGGGCCUGCUGGACAAAUUCUUGAUCCCCAAAGCGAGUAAUCCAGAAAGUAAGGUCUUUUACCUCAAAAUGAAGGGAGAUUACUACAGAUACCUAGCCGAGGUAGCCACAGGAGAGACCCGCAACACCGUAGUAGACGAUUCCCAAGCCGCUUACCAGGAUGCCUUUGAAAUUAGUAAAGGCAAAAUGCAGCCAACACACCCCAUCCGAUUGGGUCUCGCGCUCAAUUUCUCAGUCUUCUAUUACGAGAUCCUAAACUCUCCAGACAAAGCCUGCCAGCUGGCGAAACAGGCGUUCGAUGACGCGAUUGCGGAACUGGACACACUGAACGAGGAUUCCUACAAAGACUCCACCCUGAUCAUGCAAUUGCUGAGGGAUAACCUCACCCUGUGGACCUCGGACACCCAAGGCGAUGGCGAUGAACCACAGGAAGGUGGCGAUAAUUAACCAAACUAAAAUUAAAGAAACAAAAAAACACACACACUUAAAUAUAAUAGAAAUUCCUUUUGACUAAUUAAUUAAAAAAAAACAAAAAGAAAAACAAGACAAAGAGAGAGAAGAAAACAAAUGCAGAAAUCAUUUCUUUAAGAAAUUGCUACACACACUCACAGACUUUCUUUGUGGAGAGAUCUCUCAGAAACAAGAGACAGAGAGAAAGAGAAAAACAAAAAUACAUGUUUGUAUGUAUGUUCUAUUUAUCUCCCCCUUCCUGAUGAAUCGUUUCCAUUUGGGAAACAUCCGAAAAGUUGAAGCUUCGUUAGUACAGUUUCACUUCACAAGGACAAUUGUUGAUUUUUGUUUAGUUUAUCUGACAUAAUACAGGCCGCAAAAUAGUGUUCAUCGCUUUUAUGGUAUUUUAUGUAGUCAUAAACUGAAGUCGGAUAUCACAUCAGAAUACUUUUCGUUUUUAAUAAAUCUCAUUCGAGACACAAAGCAGAACUUUGGUCAGACGUUUUUUUUUAUUCUCUCGCACAAACUGCUUCUACGCAUCUUACAAUGCGAGCCCAGUUUGAGUAGAUUCUUUCAUUUGGUUGGUUUUGUAGUAUUAAAAUUUUUCGGCUAUUACAAUGUUUACUCAGAACACAACAUAAACCGAAUUGUAUUAUUCUAUGCCUCUGUGUCCUCUAUACGAAGAAUAUACUAAAAAAAAAUCAAAAGAGAAGGAAAUCGCACUUCUGUAAAUGUGUAAACAUCCCGAUUGAAAUUUUUGUGAUUCACUCUGGAAUGCAAUCGGGCGCCCGAAUUUUUUUUGGAAGGGCGCCAGUGCCAUUCCGCGUAUACAAUUUCCAACACUUUUUACCAACAUAAAAAAAAUUUGUUAACUGUAAUGGCAAAGAAUGUAACCAGCAAAGUCUUUCUAAGCAUUCAACAUAGAAACAAUCGAAAACGGAAAAAAAAACAACUAACGUGUCGUUUACCGAGAACAAAGCGACCCAAAAACACGAAAGGAACACGAACAUCGUUCUGCGGAAAAACAAAUAAACAACAUCAUAUGGAAAUUAUUACUCUAAAAAUGCAAAAACAACAGCAGUAGAAGAACAAGAAGAAGAAAAAACGCGCAUAAUGUAAGAAAGUUUUUAUCAAAAGGCAGAAAAAAUUAAAAAAAUAUCCAACCUUUUUAAAGAGGAGCCUGGCUGCGCAUACGCUAGCAAAACACACAUUCUGUGAAGAAAUGUAACAAGGAAUAUUUUUUAACUUAUGGCGUUCUCACAAGAAACAACACACUCACGAUUUUUCAUGUAUUAUAACAGCAGCCAAGUUUGGUGAAAACAAAACAGCUAAAUAAAACAAGAACAACAUUAACUGUUCGAUAACUGGAAACAAAAAAAAACAUUUUGCUUGUCAUCUCAAAAUUGAGUUUUCCUUCGUUCCCCCGUUCUCGCAGGGCUGCUUCCUUCGUUCUCCGUUCGGUGAUCGAAAAUGACAGAAAAAAAGAACCUCACGUAUAUGUUCCCAAAAACAAGAAAACCCGCACGCUGCUUCCCCGGGGAGCUGCCUGUGGCCCUAGCGCGACGCACCACCCGUCACUGCUGGGAAAGAAAAAGGUUUCUUCUCGUGAUCUUUACGUAAGAAAAAAAAACGUGUUUUCCCCGAUCUGAGUGUAAUAUUGGGUGUGGUAUUUAUAUAGAAUAAGACAGGAUACUGCGACAAACAACAACAACAACACCCGGGAAACGUACCGUACGUUAAAUUGGCAUUUAUCAUACCAUAAAAAUUCCGGCUUACAUUGGUUUCCGGUUUUGAUUCAUUUGUUCGCACACUCAAUCAGCGAACGGGCGACACUCGGAUCCUUACGUUGAGUUGAACAUUCAAGACAAAUCUCGCUGAUUGGUGCUAAAACACAAUAUUAGAUAUGCGAAAUAUGUACCGUCGAGUAGAGUCGAAAUGUAAAACGAUUUAUUGUUCCUAGAUUUUGAACUGCUUGGAUCCAUAGAAUCAAUGAUUAGCAUAUUCAAAGGGCAGCUUGAAAAAAAAUUUAGUUACGAUUUUUAUGUCAUUUCGUUAGGUUUCAGUUUUUUAUUUCUUAGAAAACGACAGCCCAGCAGUCUGUCGUGUGAAUAUUCUUAGGCCGCGAAAUCACGUCUCUGCACUUUCAUUUCCUUUCCUAUUACUUUUACUCACCGAGAAAGAAAAAAAAACACUAGACAGAACGCUGACAACCCUUAUAUUUACAAUCAGUGCUAUCGGCUGCGGUAGCGUUCAGCUAAAAGUGCUAUGUUAUUUUAAUUUAUUGAUUGCCUCAAAACGCAAAACGUUUCAACUAUCGAAGCGACAAGACGACGGCUUGAAACAUCAACAGCUCCAAAGCUUCCAAGCUUCACUGAAAACAUUUAAGAAAAAAAAACAAUCGCAGUAAAUGUAAUGAGAAUAACAGAAAAUAAAUGAGAAAGAAGAGAAUCAAGAAAAAAAAUUACUCAUCUUCGUUUUUCGGUAAUAUCGCUGUUUCCAUUCAUUGGUUGUACCAUAUUAAGCAAAAGAGGUAUUGUAUUUAAAACGAUUAAACAUCUCUAAACUGAGAAUAAAACCUUCAAUAAAGAGACAAAAAACCGA
Molecule: messenger RNA, 3826 nt
Organism: Malaya genurostris
Lineage: Eukaryota; Metazoa; Arthropoda; Insecta; Diptera; Culicidae
Gene: 14-3-3zeta
Product: 14-3-3 protein zeta
Exons: 7
Coding region: 476-1222 (248 amino acids)
Biological process (GO): signal transduction
Cellular component (GO): cytoplasm
Source: RefSeq, a predicted model, not a curated record